Myotis daubentonii (Daubenton's bat) is the source of this 2591-nucleotide messenger RNA. RefSeq lists its product as uncharacterized. Gene Ontology annotation, biological process: regulation of cytokine production; regulation of immune system process; negative regulation of transcription by RNA polymerase II. Gene Ontology annotation, cellular component: nucleoplasm; nucleus. The record is from RefSeq and is a predicted model, not a curated record. Lineage: Eukaryota; Metazoa; Chordata; Mammalia; Chiroptera; Vespertilionidae. Gene Ontology annotation, molecular function: DNA-binding transcription repressor activity, RNA polymerase II-specific; RNA polymerase II cis-regulatory region sequence-specific DNA binding.
AAAACAAAACAAAACAAAACAAAGCGACACAUAUUUAAUUUUCAAGCGAUCGUGAGACGCUUGGCAUGCUGGCGCAUAGCAGGCACGUGACACAAGGCCGGGCAGCGGUAGCCUUUGGUGGGCGUGGGUUUGGUAAGCGUAUUUUCAAGGAGCAAGAUGUCUCAGAGUCCAGGGAGAGCAACGCCGGGAAGGAGAAAAGACAGCGAAGGAGGAAAGAGGAAAAGGGACGAGGUGAGGAGGAACCAGGGUGGAGGGCGCCAGCGAGAGGCCCAGGCUGGGGCUGGAGCGCACGAGGCCUAGCUUGGGCGGAGCGGAGACCCCGAGCGGCACAGAGGGAACGCCCUGAAGCCGGUGCCCUGCAGAUCGGGCCCGACCAGGCGCCGGCAGUGACUCAGCGCGGGGAGGGUGGCGACUCGUUGGCACUGGAGAUUCGAACUGUUCUGGGCCUUGAACGCCGGGAUGAGUGGGGUGAACAAGUGUCUUCGGAGCCGGUCGCGGGCAAGUGCUGGACACCAAGAUGCCUGAUGAACAGCAGACACCGAAGGAGGAGGAGGAAGAGAUGCAAGAGGAGAUGGUGCUGCUGGUGAAGGAUGACAAUGAGGGUGAGGAGAAGUAUGAGGUGUUGAAACUCAAGAUCCCCGUGGACAACAAGCAGCAGGUCCCGAGCAAGGCCGCAGCGAAGGCCGCAGCGCAGGCCCCCGAUCCGGCGCGCCCGCACGCGUGCGCGGACUGCGGCCGUGCUUUUGCACGCCGGUCCACCCUAGCCAAGCAUUCGCGCACGCACACGGGUGAACGGCCCUUCGAAUGCCCCGAGUGCGGCCGGGGCUUCUCGCAGAAGUCGGCGCUGACCAAACACGGCCGCACGCACACCGGCGAGCGGCCCUUCGUCUGCACCGAGUGCGGCCAGCGCUUCUCCCAGAAGUCGGCGCUGACCAAACACGGCCGCAUGCACACGGGCGAGCGGCCCUACAAGUGCCCGGAGUGUGACAAGAGCUUCUCCGCCGCCUCCAACCUGCAGCAACACCGGCGGCGCCACACGGGCGAGAAGCCCUACGUGUGCACGCAGUGCGGGCGCCGCUUCGCUCAGAGCUCCAACUACGCGCAGCACCUGCGCGUGCACACCGGCGAGAAGCCCUACGCCUGCCCCGACUGCGGGCGCGCCUUCGGCGGCAGCUCGUGCCUGGCGCGCCACCGACGCACGCACACCGGGGAGCGGCCGUACGCAUGCGCCGACUGCGGCACGCGCUUCGCGCAGAGCUCGGCGCUGGCCAAGCACCGGCGCGUGCACACGGGCGAGAAGCCGCACCGCUGUGCCGUGUGUGGCCGCCGUUUUGGCCACCGGUCCAACCUGGCGGAGCAUUCGCGCACGCACACGGGCGAGCGGCCCUACCCCUGCACCGAGUGCGGUCGGCGCUUUCGCCUCAGCUCCCACUACGUCCGCCACCGUCGUGCGCACGUGCUGCACCGUCUCUAUAUCUGCACUGUGUGCGGCCAAGACUUCAAGCUGCCCCCUGGCGUUUCGGCCGCCAGCGUUAGCGAGCGCUGCCCAGGGUGUGAGAGUAGGUGAGCCCCCUGUCGCUGCGGCUGCUAGUGUCUGGCUGAGGAGGCGCAUGCCAGGGCCCCGACCCCCAGGGGCUGGACUAACUGGACAAGGACUGCGGGACCCUGGUCUGGGAAAGGGUGGGAUGGCAGAACUGGCUGCCCGGGACCUGGGAGACAUGGCAAAUCCCCUACUGGGAUUUUUGGGAACAGUGGCCUCUCCCACCUCACUACAAAUCCUCCACCCGUGUUAGUGAAUAUUAAGUAUUAUAUCCUGACGCACACCUGCCUGUGAAUGAGCAGAUGGGGAGAGGAGCAAAGUUGGGGUAUUCCCCGGUCUUAGGUGACUUAAGUGAAUCGGCACGGAACCAAGUGGGUGUCUAUAAGCCCAAAAGGGUUCCUGGAACUGGGUUUGUGUGUGUGGAGUCAGGCUGAAGCUGAAGGGGCCGACAGUUUCGGUGCCCUUGCCCCCGCCCUGCCUCCCCAGGCUUCUCCCCACCCACAGUGGACAUGUCACCCACUGAGCUGCUGCCCAGAUGCACUACGAACCCCCAGCUCAGCUCGGAGCCCGUCUCCAGAGGCUCUGGCCAAUCACGGGCGUAGCGAUUGCCCGUCUCCAGAGGCUCUGGCCAAUCACGGGCGUUAGCGAUUGCUUCCGGGGGCAGAGCCGCAGGAAAGGCCAGUUACUUGUGUGGAGCUUGCUAUAGGCCGCCCCUUACCCGGACUGGACCAAUAGGAGCAAGCUUCAGGCGCGCGCUCAUAGGCCUCUGCCGUGGUUUGCUUCUUUGUUGGCCAAUCAUCUUAAAGGUGUGGAUACCAAACCGUUUGAGAUGUUCUAUUGCAGUGGGUCUCAACCUUCCUAAUGCCGCGACCCUUUAAAACAGUUCCUCAUGUUGUGGUGACCCCCAACCAUAAAAUUAUUUUCGUGGCUACUUCAUAACUGUAAUUUUGCUACUGUUAUGAAUCGUAAUGUAAAUAUCUGAUAUGCAGGAUGUAUUUUCAUUGUUACAAAUUGAACAUCAUUAAAGCAUAGUGAUUCAUCACAAAAACAA